This is a messenger RNA of Aspergillus calidoustus, 498 nucleotides long. NCBI's taxonomy places the organism in Eukaryota, Fungi, Ascomycota, Eurotiomycetes, Eurotiales, Aspergillaceae. The record is from the annotation of a GenBank genome assembly.
AUGUCCCUCCGAAUCGCCCCUCCCGCCUCCCACCCAACCUCAACAACAAAUACCACCUCCCGCGUCCCAUCAUCCCAAGUCUCAAAAGGCGCCCCCUCAGCCCCCGGUCUUCCCGACACCCUCCGCAACAACAUAACCCUCCAAGCACCCCGGGGCCCGCCCUCCUCAACAACCGGCCCAACCACGUCCACACACCCUCUCGAAGCCCGCCUCCUCGCCUGGCGCCAAACGCAGGAUGCGCUGAAGAUGGAGUCGCUGCGUCGUGCGUAUGGAAUCGCGGAACCCGUCCGCCGCGGAAUGGAGCUGAAGAUUGUGCGUGAUGGCACGUUUAGGCCUGCUGUGCUAGGUGGAAACAAGGCGGGGAAUGUCCAUGAGGAUAUCCUUGUGCUUGGGGGGAGGGAUGCGGAGGUUGCGUGGGAGGAUGUGUUUUUGGGAGACGAGUUCAGGGAGCCACCUUCUUUCCACGACGAGAUGGAGAAGCGGCUGCGGAUGGAUUAA